GCCACCCUGAGAAAAAAACAAUUGGCUGCUGCUUGUACAACUCUUAUCUGGCAACACACACAACACGGAACCUACUGCUGUCGUCACUGAGGUCAGGUAGACGGAGCGAAGAUGGCGACCGCGUACGAGAGAUACAAUUUGCACACAACCCCAGAGAAAUUCUUCAUUGAGGCCUGCGAUGAGGGGGCUGACGCUGUGCUGGCGAUCGACAGGGUCUCCAAUGAGAUGACCCUCACAGGUAAAAAAGAUGUUCCUCCCUCAGCAGUCACCAGGCCUAUAUGUGGCAUCAUGGGAACCAUUCGCCUGGUAGCAGGGAUGUACCUGAUCGUCAUAACUAGGAAGAGGAACGUGGGCAGCCUCCUCGGCCACGCGGUGUGGAAGGCUGUGGAUUUUGACGUGAUCUCUUAUAAGAAGACAGUGCUGCAUCUUUCAGAGAUUCAGUCUCAGGAGAAUAAGACUUUCCUGUCCAUGCUUAACAAUGUGCUGACUACAGAUGGCUUCUACUUUUGCACUGACUUCGACUUGACACACACUCUUCAACGGCUGGCCAACACUAGCCCUGACUUCCAGGAGAUGAGUCUGCUGGAGAGGGCAGAUCAGAGGUUUGUGUGGAAUGGAAACCUCCUGAGAGAACUGGCUGCGCAGCCAGAGCUUCAUAAGUUUGCGCUUCCUGUUGUCCAUGGAUUCAUCGUUAUGAAGCCAUGUCGUAUAAAUGGGAAGAUCUUUGAGUGGAUCCUCAUAUCCAGGAGAAGCUGUUUCCGGGCCGGUGUCAGAUACUACGUUAGAGGCAUCGACUCUGAAGGCCAUGCUGCUAACUUUGUGGAGACUGAGCAGAUAGUUUUGUACGAGGGAGCAAAGGCUUCAUUUGUACAGACACGAGGCUCCAUGCCUUUUUACUGGAGUCAGAGGCCCAACCUCAAAUACAAACCUAAACCUAUAAUCAGCAAAACCACCAAUCACAUGGAUGGUUUCCAGAGGCAUUUUGAUUCUCAGCUCCUCAUCUAUGGGAAGCAGACUAUUCUAAACCUGGUGAAUCAGAAGGGCUCUGAGAAGCCACUAGAGCAGGCCUUUGCCAAGAUGGUGUCAGGCAUGAACAAUGGUAUGCUCAAUUACAUAGCCUUCGACUUCCACAAAGAGUGCAGCCACAUGAGAUGGGACCGUCUCCAGAUCUUGGUGGAUUCUGUUGCUGAGACACAAGAUGAAUACAGUUACUUCAUGGUGAACUCUGAGGAGAAGACAGUGGCACAGCAGAGAGGAGUCUUCCGCAGUAACUGCAUGGACUGCCUGGACAGGACCAACGUGAUCCAGAGCCUCUUGGCCCGACGCUCCCUACAGUCUCAGCUUCAGAGGAUGGGCGUUCUGAAUGUGGGUCAGAGGAUCGAGGAGCAGGCUGAGUUUGAAAAGAUCUACAAGAAUGCAUGGGCUGACAAUGCCAAUGCAUGCGCUGUACAGUAUGCAGGAACUGGAGCUUUGAAAACAGACUUCACAAGGACAGGGAAGAGGACCAGGUGGGGGCUGCUGAUGGAUGGUUGGAACUCCAUGAUACGCUACUACAAAAACAACUUCUCUGAUGGAUUCAGACAGGAUUCCAUUGAUCUGUUUCUGGGUAACUUUGCUGUCGAUGAGUCGGAUGGACCCACUCCUCUUCGUGUGCAGAAGGACUGGAAGUUCCUCACGCUGCCCAUCAUUAUGCUAGUGGCAUUUUCCAUGUGCAUCGUCUGUCUUCUCAUGGCUGGUGACACGUGGACCGAGACCCUGGCUUAUGUGAUGUUCUGGGGGGCUGCUAGUGCUAUUACAGCCACUAUCAUCCUGUUUAACGGCCAAGACUUUGUGGAUGCCCCCAAACUGGUUCACAAGGAGAAGAUGGACUGAGGAGGGGUGGGUGGGGUGGUUGGGGUUGGUAGGGGGGUGAGGAAUAGAGCUGGGCCCAGCAGGCUGACAUACCUUGUUAUCUUGACUGAUCUCCUGCAUCCAUAUUGCUCUCUAGACAUUCUCAUCCAACACUGUUUAUCUGUCAUUUGUCUUCAACCUGUUUUACCUUAUCCUGUUUUUUUUUUUUUUGCUUUCUUUCUUUACUGUAUCUUUAAGUAGAUUUUUGCUCGUCUGUCAGUGUUGUGUUCCACCAAAAACAUUGUUUCUAUACGAUGACACUACUGCUUAUUUUCUCCUUCACUUACCAUUCUUAAAGGACGAGUGUGUAGGAUUUAGUGGCAUCUAGCAGUGUAGCACUUACUUCACACUCCAGUGUAGGAGAAACUAUGGUGGCAGCAAAACUCACAAAAAAUGCUAAGGCCCUUUCUACAGCAAGUGUUUUAUUUGUGUGUUCUGGGCUACUGGAGGACCCACUCCCUCUGUAGAUAAAACCAGCCUAUUCUAAGGAAACAAAAACACAACAAUUCUUAUUUUCAGGUGAUUAUACACUAAAGAAAAUAUACCUAUUUUUGACAAUAAGUCCUCCUAAAUGUUACACAUAGGACCUUUUUAAAAAUUUAAAUCUGUAAAAAUGUUAUAACAAACAUUUUUCUAUUGAAUUUCAUCACACACCUUUUAGUUAAAGACCCUGCACAUUCACACAAUUGUUUUCAGUUACUCUGGCUGAUCAGACCUCCUGUCAGGUUGAUGUUGUUUGGAGCUAUGCUGGAAAUGACAUGAUGUCACCAAACUCUGCAUACUAAUAAAAUGUAUAAUAACAAUGAAGAUGUCCCAC
Morone saxatilis (striped sea-bass) is the source of this 2707-nucleotide messenger RNA. It is a transcript of the gene sacm1la, whose product is annotated as SAC1 like phosphatidylinositide phosphatase a. The transcript is spliced from 20 exons. Gene Ontology annotation, biological process: phosphatidylinositol dephosphorylation. The record is from RefSeq and is a predicted model, not a curated record. Gene Ontology annotation, cellular component: endoplasmic reticulum. Lineage: Eukaryota; Metazoa; Chordata; Actinopteri; Moronidae. Gene Ontology annotation, molecular function: phosphatidylinositol-4-phosphate phosphatase activity. Bases 112 to 1872 code for a protein of 586 amino acids.